UUCGUAUGUAAAGCAAAUUGGAACUGCUCUGACGUGGAAGUGACAUUUUUUCACAAUUUCUUUCUCGUUUGUGAAAGAAAUUUAAACAGUUUUAUUAUUAAAAAUUGUUUAAAUAAAUAGUGGGUGUGUGUGUUGAAAAGUACACUUUCAUUGUACAUUAUUUUUUUAAUAAUAAUAACUAAUUUCUGGUGGUAUUAUAAGCUGCCAAAUCCACUCGUAUUUGCCAACAAAGUGCAGUGCAUUCGGUGAGAAAGUUCAAGUUUUUUUUUCACUGACCCACUCUUCACCUUACAUUUACUUCCAACACUUGGCUCAGUAAAGUAAAUAAUUAAUUGUUAUAAAAAGUAACAAAAAAGAUAAGUAAAUAAAACAUGAAUCCAAACAUGUACGGUGCGCCGCCACAACAACAACAACAUGCUCCAGGCUGGCCGCCGGCACCACAACAACCAACGCAACCAAGUGCUGGACCACCACCACAAAUGGGAGCACCCGGUGUCGGCGCUUUUCCACCCAGCAAUGUGCCACCAACGUCAACAGUACCAACAAAUACAGGAUCAUUGGGCGCACUACCACCACAACAAAAUUAUGGACAAGGACAACAGCCGGGAUUACUUAAUGGCAACUACCAACAACAGUUAACAAAUUCAAUGAGUGGUCUCUCUGUGAAUGCGUUGAAGCAGCCUGCAGGUGUUCCUCCUCAAAGUAAUGCUCCAUAUACAAACGCAAAUAUGCCGGGCGCACCACCGCCAACCGUCGGAGGACUAGACGCUCCCCCAUUGUCAAAUGGGCCGCCAACACAUGUGCAAUCGCAACAACAACUUUCAAAUGCUAACAACAACUUCAUGCCGGGACCGCCAUAUUCAAACGGGCAGACAGCUAAGCCACCACAGCCCCAACAGCCGCAAGUGCCCGCUUCCAUGUAUCCACCAGCACCAAAUUCGGCGACACCGCCUAUGCAAUCGGUGGCCGGUGGACAUAAUCAGAUGACGGUGAACAGCGCAAACAUACCCGGAUUGCCGCAUAUGCCGCCAAAAACGAUUAAUAUGCCAGGGCAACCUCCCGUUUCCGCUACACCCGCCACAUCAACUGCAGGCGGAAUGCCACAAUACCAGCAACCAGGCUCACAGCUGAUAGGACCACCACGACCUGGUCAAAUUCCACCCCAACCCAUGUCGCAGCCACUUGGACCACCACAAUCACAACAGCCGCAACAACAACAACAACAACCAGCAAUGUUAUCUGGUCAUCCAGGUUUGCCUCCAACUCCGGGAGCACCAACAAUGCCUGCUCAACCCGGCAUGCCACCAAUGCCAGGUUAUCCACCACAACCACAACAGCAACAGCAAGGAUAUCCACCACAGUCGCAACAGCAACCUGGUUAUCCACCACAGCCACAGCAUCAACCCGGUUAUCCUCCACAACAACCUGGCUUUCCUGCGCAGCAACAGCAGCCUGGUUAUCCACCACAACCUGGUUAUCCUCCGCAGCAGCCAGGCUACCCUGGACAAAUGAUGCCCCCACAGCAACCCGGCCAACCGCCAAUGCCCGGCCGCCCAGGCUUCAAUCAACCACCAGCACCAGCACCAGGCGGCAUGUAUCAACAGCCACAACAGUAUCCACAAGCUCAACGCCGUCUCGAUCCCGAUCAGAUGCCAAAUCCCAUAAGUGUUAUUAUUGAAAAUCAACGUAAUGCCGGUGGUGCCUUUGUCACCAAUCAAGCAGGUCUACUACCGCCACUGGUAACCACUAAAUAUGUAGUCCAGGAUCAGGGCAAUUCAUCGCCACGUUAUGUCAGAUCCUCUUUAUAUUGCAUACCUGCAACUGCUGAUUUAAUGAAGUCAACAGCUUUGCCAUUUACCUUGAUUGUCUCACCCAUGGCCCGCACCGUUGAGGGUGAAUAUGAGCCACCCAUUGUCAACUUUGGUGAAUUGGGUCCCAUUCGAUGCAAUCGCUGCAAGGCAUAUAUGUCGCCGAACAUGCAAUUUGUCGAUGCUGGUCGCCGCUUCCAAUGUCUUAUGUGCAAAGUGACCACAGAGGUGCCAACUGAAUAUUUCCAACAUUUGGAUCACACUGGUCAACGUGUCGAUAAGUAUGAGCGUCCCGAACUGGUUUUGGGCACAUAUGAAUUUUUGGCCACCAAGGACUAUUGUCGUAACAAUAUGCCACCUGAAAUACCAGCAUUUGUUUUUGUCAUCGAUGUCUCUUACAAUACCAUCAAAUCGGGCUUAGUGCAUCUUCUCUGCUCGCAGAUCAAAGAGGUCCUCAAGAACUUGCCCGUUGACCAGGGUCAGGAUAAAUCAAAAAUGCGUGUAGGUUUCAUUACCUACAACAGUACAGUACAUUUUUAUAACAUUAAAAGUAGUUUGGCACAGCCACAAAUGAUGGUGGUCGGCGAUGUGCAGGACAUGUUUAUGCCACUACUCGACGGUUUUCUCUGCCAUCCCGAAGAGUCUGAAGCGCUGAUUGACGCCUUAAUGGAACAAAUUCCGAAAAUGUUUGUCGACACGAAGGAAACAGAAACUGUGCUCUAUCCAGCCAUACAAGCGGGCUUGGAAGCAUUGAAAGCUUCAAAUUGUGCCGGUAAAUUAUUGGUUUUCAAUUCAACGCUUCCAAUCGCUGAGGGACGAGGCAAAUUGAAGAAUCGUGAUGAUCGUAAAUUACUCGGUACUGAUAAGGAGAAAACUGUACUCACGCCACAAUGUGUUUCAUACAAUCAAUUGGGCCAGGAAUGUGUACAGAAUGGUGUGUCUGUUGAUUUGUUCUUAUUCAAUAAUUCAUACAUCGAUAUCGCAACACUGGGACAGGUAUCACGUAUGAGUGGCGGUGAGGUCUACAAAUACACAUACUUCCAAGCUGACCUGGAUGGCAAACGUUUGAUUGAGGAUAUAAUUAAGAAUGUAUCACGCCCAAUUGCAUUCGAUGCCGUUAUGCGUGUGCGCACUUCGGCAGGCAUACGCCCAACUGAUUUCUACGGACAUUUCUUCAUGACAAACACAACCGAUGUUGAGCUGGCAAGUAUAGAUUGCGACAAGGCGGUCGCCAUCGAAAUUAAACACGACGACAAAUUGCCGCCUGAGGAGAAUAUUUAUCUGCAAAUCGCACUGCUCUACACAUCGGUUAGUGGCCAACGGCGCUUGCGUGUUUUGAAUUUGGCAUUACGCGCCACCACCACUGUAGCGGAUAUCUUUAAGAGUUGCGAUUUGGAUGCCAUGAUGUUAUUCUUUGCUAAACAGGCCUGCACCAAAUUGCUUGAGCUCACACCGAAACAAGUCAAGGACAAUCUGAUUAAUCGUUCGGCACAGAUAUUGGCAUGCUAUCGUAAACAUUGUACUUCGCCCACAUCAGCUGGCCAACUUAUACUGCCCGAAUGUCUGAAACUAUUGCCGCUCUAUAUAUCAUGUUUGUUGAAGAACGACGCUAUAUCUGGUGGUGCCGAUAUGACACUCGACGAUCGCUCUUAUGUCAUGCAAUUUGUACAGGCUAUGGAUUUGAAUAUGUCCGUUAGCUUCUUCUAUCCACGUUUCAUUCCAAUUCAUAAUGUAGAUGUUGAUGACAACGAAUUACCCAUGUCCAUACGUUGUACGCACGAGAAGAUGAGCGAAGAUGGCGCUUACAUACUGGAGAAUGGUGUACAUCUCUUUGUUUGGUUGGGUCAAUCGUUGCCGCAGACAUUCAUACAACCAAUCUUCGGCGUACAGUGCACACAACAGGUGAAUGCGGAACGAUUUGCGAUUAUUGGCGAAACGCCAUUAGCUGAGCGUAUACGAAACAUUAUCGAUACAAUCAUGAUGGAGCGUACUAGGAAUAUGAGGGUGAAUUGCGUAAGGCAAAACGACAAAUUGGAAACUGUUUUCCGACAUUUCCUCAUCGAAGAUCGCGGUACAGAUGGCUCGCCCAGCUAUGUGGACUUCUUAUGUCAUAUGCAUAAGGAGAUUAAAGAUUUAUUAAGUUAGCUUGUAGGUUAUCAAAAAUGUAGCAGCUGUAAGAUGUCGCAUAGUGGGUAUAGAGACGGUACAAUAACUACAACAAAAACCGCAACAACAACAGCAACUGCAAGUAGCCCGCUAAUGUGCCGUAGUUAUUCACAGAAUCGGGCACGUUUGCAUAGGCUCUCGCGUAGAAGAUGGUAGAUUAUUAUGCUGAUUUACACAUGCAUACAUACAUACAUACAUACAAAUAUACAAAUAUAUAAUACUUGAACGCAUACGCAUACAAUAGACGGUUCCAUACAUUUAUUGCAAUUUCCCCCAUAUACUACAUACAUGCAUUACUAUAAAUACAAAAAUAUAAAGAAAUAAAUACUAACCACACUGUAGUGUAAUUGUGUCAAUUUGCUUGCUUAAAUAACAAUUGCUGAUUUGAAAUUUGCAUAAUCAUUUAAUAACCAAUUUUGCCUUGUCCAAUCAUUUGCUUGUGGUCUAUUAUUAUUAUUAUUAUUACUAUUCUUAUGAUUAUUUUGUGUAACUUAGGUCCAUUCAUACAUACAUACAUAUAUGUUGUGCAGAUUUUUACAAUAUCUAUCUAUUAUAAUUAUUUUAAAAAUGUAAAGAAAGAGAAGGAUUAUUAUCAUAUUUGCAAAAUAUACAUAUGUAUUCCGGAAACAUUCAAUAAAGUAUGUAGUUAUAAAUAAAUGAAUAAAUAAAUGUAUCGUGUGUAAGUAAUGGUAUGAAAUUAUGGUAUAAUGACAAUUAUUAAUGAAAUUAAAUUUUAAAUAUUUUCCAAAUUGGUUAUACAUACAUAUUAUUCACGCACUGUUAUGCUAUGCUAAUUGGAGUAAGUACGAAUGAUUGAAAUUCAGCUUAAACUGGUCAGAAAGUAAGCCAUCUGUAAAGGCAAAAUUAAAUACAUCACUUCAAAAAGUUAUCUAGGUUUUAGUAAAAAAAAA
Ceratitis capitata (Mediterranean fruit fly) is the source of this 4885-nucleotide messenger RNA. It is a transcript of the gene Sec24CD, whose product is annotated as protein transport protein Sec24C. The transcript is spliced from 11 exons. NCBI's taxonomy places the organism in Eukaryota, Metazoa, Arthropoda, Insecta, Diptera, Tephritidae. Gene Ontology annotation, biological process: endoplasmic reticulum to Golgi vesicle-mediated transport; intracellular protein transport; COPII-coated vesicle cargo loading. The record is from RefSeq and is a predicted model, not a curated record. Gene Ontology annotation, cellular component: COPII vesicle coat; endoplasmic reticulum exit site. The coding region runs from base 372 to 3953 and encodes 1193 amino acids. Gene Ontology annotation, molecular function: zinc ion binding; SNARE binding.